UGGGAGCGGGGCUGGGGCGACGCGAGGGGAAGGCGGGCGGGCAGAGCGGGUCUGGGCGCCGCAGCCCGGCAGGGAUGCGGUAUGGCCGUGGGCUCCGUGAAAAUGCCGUCGCCAUGUGAGGGCGCGGAACCGGUCCGCAGCUGGAGCCCCGGCGGCGGAGCCCACGAGCCGGUGCAGCUGCGGCAGAAGCUGCGGGAGCUGCCAGCGCUGCUGCGAAGCGGACUGACGCUGCGGAGGAAGAGCGCCGCUGCUGCCGGCCGGACUCUGUCCAGAAGAAUUUCAAAUCCCUAUCUGGAAACUCCUUCAAACAAGAUUUAUGGAGAAAGUUCAUCCUGUGCUGGGAGAGCUCUCAGGAAUAUUUUUACUCUACAAGCUUCUGACCUGAUUAAAGACAGGGUGUACCUUACUGGCAUUUGCAGGAGAAGCUGUGUUGGAUCAGAGCUGGUAGACUGGCUUUUGGAGCAAUGCCCUUUUGUUAAAUGCAGAUCUACAGCAGUUGGAGUGUGGCAGCUCCUCCUGGAUAUGGGCAUUAUAUUGUCAGUGGACAGACGACUCUAUUUUCAAGACACUCAUGCUUUCUACCAGUUCUCAGCAGAUGAAUGUACCUACCUUUUCUGUGAAUUUGAGAAAGAGGAAGGAUGGAAGAAUGGAGUAAAGCUCCUACUUCAGCUGUUACCAUUGUCUCCUCCCAGGAUUGACAUGUGCAGUAUGCCUGAUCAAAAAAUAGAAGAUCCAGCAGAAACCAAUGCCGAAAUUCUCGCUCGCCUCACUUCUGCGGUACAGAGAGAACUGGCUGCUGUCAUUGCCUUGAAAGCAAGGAAGUCAGCAAUUCAUCAAAGUGAAGAAAACAAUGGUCAAGAAAUAAAAGGACUAGAAGAGCUCAAGGAUACCUCUGAUAGUCAGGCAGGGGUCUUGUGCAAGCUUCAGGGAAGAGAUGACAUCGGACGGAUCGAGCUGGUCCAGAAGCUGGCGAGAGAAAACUGCCAGUUUCUGCAGGCGGAUAGGAAACCACCGGAGAAGGCAGAACAAGCCAGCGAUGGAGGCGGCGGCGAGCGGGCGCGGGAGGAGGCCGGCGCAGCACUGGUGCUGCGGAAGGUGUGGUCACGCAGCCCGGCCCCCGAGCGGCGCGGGAGAUACGUGGUGGUGUCGGGGACGCCGGAGAAGAUUUUGGAGCAUCUCCUCAGCGACCUGCACCUGGAAGCCGCGCAGGACAAAGAGACGGAAACUCUCCUGGAUGACUUCCUUCUCACGUACACAGUCUUCAUGACGACUGACGACUUGUGCCAGGCACUUCUGAGGCACUAUUGUGCUAAGAACCACCAAGGGAAAGAAGACGACUCGGAUGUGUCCUGUAGGAAACGAAAAGUCUUGCAUUUGGUGUCUCAGUGGACUUCUCUCUACAAAGAUUGGUUACAUGAAGAUGAACAUUUAAAGCAGUUUUUAAAGACAAUAUACAGGAAUGUAUUAGAUGAUGUGUAUGAAUAUCCCAUUCUUGAGAAGGACCUGAAGGAGUUUCAGAAGAUACUUGGCAUGCAUCGUCGUCACACUGUAGAUGAGUAUUCACCUCACCGAAAGAAUAAAACCUUUUUCCACCAAUUCAGUCUAAAGGAGAACUGGCUGCAGCACAGAGGAACCAUGAAUGACACAGAGGAAAUUUUCUGCCGUGUGUAUAUAACAGAGCACUCCUACGUCAGUGUGAAAGCUCAAGUAUCCACUUCAGCUCAGGAGAUACUGAAGAUUGUAGCAGAAAAGAUCCAGUACCCAGAGGAGGAGUUGGCGCUGGUGACAGUCACGUUCUCUGGUGAAAAACAUGAACUGCAACCAAAUGACUUGGCUAUCUCAAAAUCUUUUGAGUCAUCCAGUCGUAUGUUCGUCUACCGAAAGGAUCUGACGGAUUCUUUGAACCCGUUUGCUGAAAAUGAGGAAUUGCAGCAAAGGUCUGUGAGAAUUUUGGGUAUCAACACCUGGGAUCUCGCUUUAGAACUAACAAACUUUGACUGGAGCCUCUUCAAUGCAAUUCAUGAGCAAGAGCUGAUAUACUUCACAUUCAGCAGACAGGGCAGUGCUGAAAACACCGAGAAUCUAAGUCUUCUGCUUCAAAGAUGCAACGAGGUCCAGCUUUGGGUUGCCACCGAGAUCCUCCUCUGCAGCCAGCUCUGCAAACGUGUACAGCUAGUCAAAAAGUUCAUUAAGAUUGCUGCCCACUGUAAAGCCCAAAGAAACCUGAAUUCGUUCUUCGCCAUUGUUAUGGGUCUCAACACUGCGUCUGUCAGCCGCUUGUCUCAGACCUGGGAGAAAAUUCCUGGGAAGUUCAAGAAACUUUUCACUGAACUCGAAAGUUUGACAGACCCUUCCCUGAAUCACAAAGCUUACAGAGAUGCAUUCAAGAAAAUGAAAUCUCCGAAAAUCCCCUUCAUGCCCUUACUUCUGAAAGAUGUAACAUUCAUCCACGAAGGAAAUAAAACUUUUCUGGAUAACCUUGUCAAUUUUGAAAAGCUGCACAUGAUUGCAGAUACUGUUCGGUCAUUGAGACAUUGCAGAAAUAACCAGUUUGGCAAUGAAGUUCCUUCAAAAGAGCAUCAUGAGCUGAAGCCAUACGUCCAUCACCUGCAUGUCAUCGACAACCAGCAAGCUCUGUUUGAGCUUUCUCACAGGAUAGAGCCGCGUGUGUGAGCGUACACAGCUUCAUAGAACCUUGUAACUGCAGCACUUUGAAUUAAGUGAAUGUUUAUGCCAAGCAUGUUGCUUCCCUAUAUAAGAACAGUUUACUGAGUUUUAUCAGUAGCUCACACAACGUGCACAGGAAAAUCAGGCGAGAGCCAGCAGAGGAGCUGCUAACAGAGUUGCAGGGCAAGCUUGGUGUCAUCCCCGCUGGUCGCCAGGAUGGGAGGGAGUGGAGCUGCAUCCUUUGAGCUCAGGAGCUUGGUUUCUGUGAAAGUAUUGUUUGGUCCAGUGUAGCUUUCAAUGCUGAUUCUGCCAGUAUUAGAAUGAAAGGAAUUGUCAUGUCACAGCAGCAAAACAUUUCAGCAAGCAACAUGCCACAAAGGGAUUGACUCUCUGUUCACCACAGCACGUACCUCACUAAUUCAAGGCUGCCAAAGUAUCGUUGCCAAAAAUACUUUGCAAUCUGUGCAGCUCCCCUGAGUCCAUUGGAGGAUUUUAUUUGCUGUAAGUGUGAACAGCCAAAAAUGGGAAUAUAAAAAGACAGCUCUCCAGAUGAAACUCGAGUGCAUCGUGAUGUGGAGGUCAGCAGCAAGCAAUUCGUGCUGUUGUGGCCCCUUAGGAAUCUGCUUUCUAACACACACUGAAAGAGCCAAUCCACUUUGGUUGCAGUUUAUGGACACAAUUGUUUGUACACUGAAAAUGUGUUAUUUUCUUCUUUUUCAGUUGUCCCAGUACCACCUCUUGCAGUUAACCUGGCAUAAAUUACUAUAGCAGGAGCUUUGUGUUCUUCUUGGAUUACAAUCUCCUUGGUGUCUAUUUAGAGGCAAUGCCUAGAUCCACCUACAUUCCUAGCGCACCUCUUGGAAGUACACUUUCAGCAGGUAAAAUCUCACCUAACUUGGACACACUCCUAGGUUUUAAGAAAAAAAAAGGUGGACCUUACAGGGCACCAGUGUAAUUAGCUGCAUACCCACCAGGCUGUGACCAUCACAGCCCAUUUACUGCUUCUGUCCCUCUCACACCUCUGCCCUAGCCAGUUUUCAUGUAGCUAAAAGUACUGCUUCUGGCUGUGUACUGAGGCAGCAUUUCUAAAGUCAUGUCUACAGAUGACCUACAUCUAAGCAUCACUGUCACCAUAGCUUUGGUUUUCAGUGCUAGGAAGUUGUCCUGAUAUAAACUGGUGAAUGCCACAGGCAGUGUGCAGUAUGCUGCUCUGCCUGGCACAUGUUUGUACACUGACUCAAGAGUCACAGUCCCUUUACAGAGCAGGGAAGAUACAUUGCUUUGCUUGCCCAUCUUUAUUGUAUAUUUUUCCCAUGAGAGAGACUUCCAAGGAAAUACUCCUUUACUGAAAUGUGGGAAUCCUGAAGUAGCAUGCUUCAUCAUUGUGUUAUCUCUGGUUUAAAUGGAUUUUUUUUAAAGCAGCUUUACCAAGUAGUCUGUGGGGAAUUCUGUAGAAUGCAUUCGGUUUUCCCAUCUGUGAAAUACUGUAUAGACCUACUGUAAAGGAAACGGAUGUUUCAGAAAUGUAUUUGCUUGUACUUUGUUAUUCUCAAAUACUCUAUGAUUUUGUUAUUUUUUUUUUCUUAGAAAACAAAUCUUCUUUUUACCCAGUAAAAAGAAAAAAAAAAAAAAAAGAAAAUAAACUCUUGCUGGCCAUGGAGUAAAAAUUUCCUAUGUUCUUCUGUAGAUGUGACUGCACAUAUUGUAAAUAACUCUUUUGUGCAAACAGACCAAAACUGUUCAGAUGAGGAUACUAGCUGAGACGGGCUCCUUUCUGCAGUGUAAGAACACAAACCAGGGAAAAACUGCUGCUUGUAUUGCAGCUCUCCCUCUGGCUACAGCAUUCCUCGAAUCCCAGCCUAGCCGCGUUACCUGGAUGGUUUGCUGGGUUUUGAGCGCCCCCUUGUGAAGUUUUUCUUGCUGUGGCAUUAUUCGUAGGAGCCUGUAUGUAGACCAGCCUGCAUGCUUUAAGCUCAUGUGGUGCAACACUAGUCCACAAGUUCUUUUGUAAUGUGUGGGAGAGGGAGCAUGAGAAGGUAUUCAGGAUGAGAAAGUGGGGUUGUUUCUCACUUCACUGCAUUUGGCUCUGAUAGUUUUGGUAGUUACUGCUGACAAAAUAGUAGCAGUGCUAGAGAAGAAUAAAAGACAAGGAAAUAAAGGGGGAAAAUAAUGAUGGAGGGGGGUGUCAUGGAAGGAAGAAAAUAAAAAAAAAGAAGAAAAAAGAUAAGUCUAUACACAUACUUCGAUCUAAAAUCAUGCUAGAGAUACCAUGAAGGCUUCUCACUCUGCCAGUUCAAAAUGGUUGAAUGGUUAACUCAUACCAGUAGGCUUCAAGCCACCCAGGUCUUGGCUAUCUGCAUCACUGUACCUUUAUAAUUAAAUGAGGUGUUGACUGCCCCUAGCAGUGGGCGUCAAAUCAGUUUGAAGGUACAUAGCCAGCAUUAACCUCCUUGUCUGUGCAGUGGCUAAUCAGACUACUGCUUAAAACUUUACAAACUAAUUUUCAUACUGGCCUCUAUAACUUGGAUAUAAAUUUCUGCUCUUAGAGACCAAUGUUGAAUGAUCAAUCUCACACUGAAAAUACAGACCUUAUAGCUGUUAGCAUAAAGGAAAGGCAAAUAGCACAAAUCUGUCACUAAUGUAUCUAAUUAAAAAGGGAAAAAAAGGGCCCUUUGGAGUCUUUGUUCUACCGGUGAAGUAGUGCAGAGCUGGGCUGCAGACUGGCAAGCAGCUUGAAGGUUUGAUGGUUGGGAGAACUGGAAGUAAGCCCUGUGUGAGGAAGGCAUCAUACAGCCUCCACCAGGGUCCAGCACUGGUCAUAUUGUGCAUUUUCUGUGUUUUAUUAAUCCUUCAAUAAUGCAGUUUGGUUAAAGAGGAUAAAAUCCAUGAAUCUUCUCAGUUCAGUUCAUCACAAUCACACCCAAGGUUAAAUACUCUGCAUGUUUUCUUUAGCAGCUAGGAGGGGUACCUAGACAGGAAAAAAAAAAGUGAAAAGCUGGAUCACUCUACACCUUUCUGAUGUGGGAUUUUGUUGCAUCCCAUGUAGAUGUUUCUGUGACCUAGCUUUUUGAUUCUAGCCCCAUCUCGGACAGAAAUAAAUUGUGUUUGCUUGACAGUAGCAAAAUAAAGAUGUUCUUAGAAAAGAUAAGACAUGCUGCUGUAAAAUUACAAAGAGAGAUGUAAAUACUGAACAUUUUAGCAGAGUAAUAUUUAUUUGCAUAGUCUAUUUAUUGUUAUCUUAUAUCCUUUUAAAUACUGGGAUGAAGUCAAUGCGCUGAGGUAAGAACACCUGCCUGUUCUGUUCUCUCUGAGUGCCAUUAUGCUGUCAGCUUGCAUUAAAAGUAAUAAAACAGAAAACCCCCCCCAAAUCAAGGUAUUUACCUAACUUCUCAGGGACUACAGCUAGUAGUUAUCCACCAUCACGAGACCUGGUAUGUAUGAAAUAAUCUGAUUUACCAGAAUCAAUGUUGCCAAUGUCUUCAUAUUUCAUGCUUGUCUGCCUCUGUACAUAUUAUUGUGUUGUGUAUUUAUGAGAGCUAGUAAGCAAUAAUUUAUAUGUCGAAAUGGCCAAGCAAUACAAGGUUAAAACUUGUAGAAGCAACUGUUACAUUUAUCUUGCAUUUUCCAGUGUUUUUUAAUAUUGCUUUUAAAAAUAUAAAAACUACCUUAAUGA
Pogoniulus pusillus (Red-fronted tinkerbird) is the source of this 6340-nucleotide messenger RNA. RefSeq names its product Rap guanine nucleotide exchange factor 5 (gene RAPGEF5). The record is from RefSeq and is a predicted model, not a curated record. Gene Ontology annotation, cellular component: plasma membrane. Gene Ontology annotation, biological process: Ras protein signal transduction; positive regulation of GTPase activity. NCBI's taxonomy places the organism in Eukaryota, Metazoa, Chordata, Aves, Piciformes, Lybiidae. The transcript has 26 exons. The coding region runs from base 82 to 2673 and encodes 863 amino acids. Gene Ontology annotation, molecular function: guanyl-nucleotide exchange factor activity.